Messenger RNA from Sporothrix brasiliensis 5110, 1059 nucleotides. RefSeq lists its product as uncharacterized. The coding region runs from base 1 to 1059 and encodes 352 amino acids. The record is from RefSeq and is a predicted model, not a curated record. The transcript is spliced from 4 exons. Lineage: Eukaryota; Fungi; Ascomycota; Sordariomycetes; Ophiostomatales; Ophiostomataceae.
AUGAACGAGCAAGACGAACAAAGCAGCGGGCAGGACGCCCGCAGCAACAGCAGCAUCUCGGAUGUGAGUGUUGCCUUUAACGAUAGCCCAACGCUGCCUUUCAGCUUUGUAGGAGGUGGCGAAGACGACAGAAACGACGAUGAGCUCGCUCGUACCGAAGAAGUAGUCGGCCCCGAAGACACGGACGACGUGGGCGAAAACGGUGACAACAGCAUUGGCUGGCACCAGCCUCAGGAAACUUACAAUAGUGGCAGGCUCCUAAACGAAGUCAAUGAUGCGAUCAUCCGCGAUUGCAUCCACGACAAGGCAGCGUACAAGCCCCGGCCAUUUUCGUUCGACAUCAAUGACGACGACGAUUUCGGACGCCAGACGGUCUUCUACUUCGAUCAGCCAAUUGUCUCACCGUUGCUGUCACAGGGGACUCAAAGACUCUCCGAAGACUGCAUCGUAGGGCAAUUUGAUGGCGAUAACAACGGGGAUGACAUCACUGACCACCUGCUGGACCACGCCAUGCUGGACGAAGGAUGGACCAAGGCAAUUGGACCUUUCGAAUCUGACGAAGAAGAUGCGUACGUUUCCGAUGACGAUGGGGAUCCCGCCGAAGUUCGCAUAUCACCAGCCAUCUUCCGGGCUCUUGCUGCUGGCUGCACACUCGACGAUGUCGACACUCUCCGCCAAUCUGCGUCAGCCGAAGCGUCUCUUCGGCCACUCACCCCGCAGGACAAGAUCCUAGACGUGUCCAUGGAUGCAAAGCACUGCAACAACGUCGUGCCAUAUUGCCACCGGCGGCAGUUUGACAUCCACACGGGAGAAGAGCUGAGCCCUGUAUACCGCAUUGAGGCCGGACCCGUCAGCUCCAUUUUAUGGUCACCACCAGGAGUCACGCCGGAGCGAGCCGCGGAUGGCACCAUGGGACUGUCAAGAACUGCGAUCUCGUUUGUACGGCGGGGUGCAAAAAAACAGAGCUGGUGGCUCAGCACCAUCCGCGUCACCGUCAUCAGCACCAUUCUCUUCGUCGAGCUCCGAAUUGUCAAUAACACCAGGCCCGAGACCAUGUAG